This is a messenger RNA of Phasianus colchicus (ring-necked pheasant), 1491 nucleotides long. NCBI's taxonomy places the organism in Eukaryota, Metazoa, Chordata, Aves, Galliformes, Phasianidae. The record is from RefSeq and is a predicted model, not a curated record.
AUGUCCUGCUCCUAUGGCACCAAUGUUGUUCGCGUUGGCAAUUUCAGCUCAUCCUCUCUUGCUCUUCCCAGGAAUGGGCAAAGCUUUGGUAGAGUCUUGUGUCGCCAACGUGGGUUGGGUUCCUUCAGCACCAGGAGCCUCAGCGGUGUAGCAUCCUCCAGGCCCAGAAUAGCUGUAGGAAGGUGCCCUCCUACAAGAUGUGGAUAUGGUUUUGGUGCUGCUGGUGCUGGAUUUGGCUGCAGAGGUGCUGGCUUUGGUUACAGGGUUGGUGCAUCCCCCGGGCUGUGCACCAUCGUACCCAUCACUGUCAAUGAGAAACUGCUACAACCACUUCAACUGGAGCUUGACCCCAACGUGCAGACCGUGAAGUACCAAGAAAAGGAGCAGAUCAAGACCCUCAACAACAAAUUUGCUUCUUUCAUUGAGAAGGUGCGAUUACUGGAGCAGCAGAACGAGGUGCUGGAGACCAAAUGGAGAUUUCUGCAGGGUCAGAAAUAUUGCAGAAACACCAUCGUGCCCAUGUUGGAGGCUUGUAUCAGGAACUUGAAGCAGCAGCUGGAAGCGCUGGGGUGCAACAGAGGCCAGUUAGAAACACGCCUGAAAGCAGCCCAAGAGGCUUUGGAAACCAACAAGAAAAUGUAUGAGGAUGAAUGCAGCCAACGGAGCUGCACUGAGAAGGAGUUGAUUGCCCUGAAGAAGGACGUGGACUGCUUUUUCUUAAACAAAGCAGAGCUGGGGGCCAAGGUGGGAAGGAUGGAAGGAGAGUUUGACUUCCUUAGGGUGCUCUAUGAGGAGGAGAGCCAUCAGCUGCAGGUUCACAUCUCAGACACGGCAGUGGUUGUGCAGAUGGACAACAGCCGGGAUCCUGAUCUGGAUGGCAUUGUUGCCAAUGUCAAGGCUCACUAUGAGGACACUGCCUGCAGGAGCAGGGCAGAAACUGAAGCCUGGUGUAAAGGCAAGUUUGAGGAGCUGCGAGUUACUGCAGGCAGAAAUGCUGAUAGUUUGCAAGAGAAGAAAAGAGAGGCGGCUGAGCUGACACGGAUGGUCAAGAAACUGAGUGGAGAAGUCAGGAGUGCCAAGGAGCAGUGCUGCAAACUGGAAACGGCCGUGGCUGAUGCUGAGCAGCACAAGGAAACAUCCAUCAAGGAUGCAAAGAGCAAACUCACCAAGCUGGAGGCGGCUCUGCAAAAGGGGAAGCAGGACCUGGCCCGGCAGCUGUGGGAGUUCCAGGAGCUGAUGAACGUCAAGCUGGCCCUGGACAUCGAGAUCACGACCUACAGAAAGCUGCUGGAGGGUGAGGAGAGCAGGCUCUGUGCAGAAGGAAGCAUCCCUGUCAACAUCUCUUUGCCUUCCACAGCUGUCUGCCAUUCCCAAGGAGGUCUCACCUACAGCCCAGAACCCAGUUUUGCUGGGUUGGCCAACGGAAGCUCAUGCAUUAGGAGUGGGAGCACCCACACGAAGGUUGUGUCCAUGGGCAAGUCAACUGUGUAA